AUGGCCUUCGUCGACUGCACCUGCGUACAUCAAGUGGACCAAGUCCUAAUGCAACAAGGCAUCAACGACAUCGGAGGAUUUCUGGCUGCAUCAAAGGAGCUUCGUGUACUGUGGAGCUCCACCUACCUCUCGAGGCUGUGGUGUGUCUUCGAACUGGCAGCCUACCGCAAAGUGAACCCCACCGGCAAGAUUAUCCUCUCUCCUCUGUUCAUCGAACGCAUCACCCUUCAGAUUUUCCUGUGGCUGGAGGCUUUGACAUCUGGGUUUUGGUAUUCCAGGGUCCUGAGAUCGGGCCGCAUGGAACUGUCCGGCUUCGUGCUCUUCGCACUGCUGGUCAUCGGGUGCCUGGCCGUUCCCUUGAUCCACUCAUUGCGGCACAGCUACCUUUCGAAAAAGAUCCUGAUUUCCAGCCUGGACACUUUCGAUGUGAGAAAUGUGGAGUGCCUCGUUGACUCUGACAGAGUACGGAUCCAUGCAGCCAUUGUGAGCUGGUAUGGCAGCUUAGACGCCUUCUCCGAGUAUGUGCGCGGCCCCUUCCGUGAGGAUGUCCUGGGUCCUCUGCGCACCCCGGGCAGCAUCCCCUUCGGCUAUAUCUGCGUUUUGGCCACCCCUCUCACGAGUCUGUGCCUAGAAGGGCUGCUAGCCUUGCUGAAGAACGACGGUGUGCCCACGCAGAAUAUCCUCGCAUACAGCUUGAGCACCAUCCUCGCCUUGCCUGUGCUCUGGUUUCCUGCUUUGUUGGUUUUCCUGGUCUUCGUCUGUGAGCGAUGCGCCACACGAAGACAGAGCAG
This is a messenger RNA of Symbiodinium necroappetens, 791 nucleotides long. The record is from the annotation of a GenBank genome assembly. Lineage: Eukaryota; Dinophyceae; Suessiales; Symbiodiniaceae.